Saccostrea echinata is the source of this 10857-nucleotide messenger RNA. RefSeq names its product mucin-2-like. Gene Ontology annotation, molecular function: protein binding. Bases 1 to 10857 code for a protein of 3618 amino acids. The transcript has 18 exons. Lineage: Eukaryota; Metazoa; Mollusca; Bivalvia; Ostreida; Ostreidae. The record is from RefSeq and is a predicted model, not a curated record.
AUGUUUGUCGUUGGCGCUAUUUUGUAUCACAAUAGGAAGCUUAAGUCAAGAACAACAAGAACACCUCCAACAGUAUCGCCACCUACAUCUACGCAAGGACAGACACCGUCUACAACCUCAACUACCAGUGGCACAACAGUCAGCAUUCCAUCCACUCCUGCUACCAAAGUCACCACCCCAUCAGUUACAACCCCCUCUGGAACUACAACAAAAACUUCAUUCACUACACCAAGUGCACCACAAACAACACAAUCUGUAACACCAAGCAUCACUCCAUCAACCGGUACACCAAGUGUAACGCCCACAACAGGCACACCUAGUGGGACCCCAUCAACAGGAACGCCGAGUGUCACGCCCUCAACUGGCACACCAAGUGUUACACCUUCAACAACAGGAACUCCAAGUGUCACUCCAUCGACUGGUACCCCAAGUGUAACACCUUCCACUACUGGAACUCCAAGUGUCACACCUUCAACGGGAACACCGAGUGUCACUCCAUCGACAUCAGUAACACCAAGCGUUACGCCUUCAACUACUGGCACGCCAAGUGUCACACCUUCAACAACAGGAACACCAAGUGUCACUCCCUCAACGGGUACACCGAGUGUCACGCCUUCUACAACAGGAACACCAAGUGUCACUCCUUCAACAGGAACCCCAAGUGUCACACCCUCAACGGGAACACCAAGCGUCACACCUUCUACGGGAACUCCAAGUGUUACUCCGUCAACUGGUACCCCAAGUGUCACGCCCACAACGGGAACACCUAGUGUGACCCCAUCAACAGGAACACCGAGUGUCACUCCAUCGACAUCAGUAACACCAAGCGUUACGCCUUCAACUACUGGCACGCCAAGUGUCACACCUUCAACAACAGGAACACCAAGUGUCACUCCCUCAACGGGUACACCAAGUGUAACACCUUCAACAACAGGAACACCAAGUGUCACUCCAACAACAGGAACACCAAGUGUCACUCCAUCAACAGGAACCCCAAGUGUCACACCCUCAACGGGAACACCAAGCGUCACACCUUCUACGGGAACUCCAAGUGUUACUCCGUCAACUGGUACCCCAAGUGUCACGCCCACAACGGGAACACCUAGUGUGACCCCAUCAACAGGAACACCGAGUGUCACUCCAUCGACAUCAGUAACACCAAGCGUUACGCCUUCAACUACUGGCACGCCAAGUGUCACACCUUCAACAACAGGAACACCAAGUGUCACUCCCUCAACGGGUACACCGAGUGUCACGCCUUCUACAACAGGAACACCAAGUGUCACUCCAUCAACAGGAACCCCAAGUGUCACUCCCUCAACGGGAACACCAAGCGUCACACCUUCUACGGGAACUCCAAGUGUUACUCCGUCAACUGGUACCCCAAGUGUCACGCCCACAACGGGAACACCUAGUGUGACCCCAUCAACAGGAACGCCGAGUGUCACGCCCUCAACUGGCACACCAAGUGUUACACCUUCAACAACAGGAACUCCAAGUGUCACUCCAUCGACUGGUACCCCAAGUGUAACACCUUCCACUACUGGAACUCCAAGUGUCACACCUUCAACGGGAACACCGAGUGUCACUCCAUCGACAUCAGCAACACCAAGCGUUACGCCUUCAACUACUGGCACGCCAAGUGUCACACCUUCAACAACAGGAACACCAAGAGUCACUCCCUCAACGGGUACACCAAGUGUAACACCUUCAACAACAGGAACACCGAGUGUCACUCCAACAACAGGAACACCAAGUGUCACUCCUUCAACAGGAACCCCAAGUGUCACACCCUCAACGGGAACACCAAGCGUCACACCUUCUACGGGAACUCCAAGUGUUACUCCGUCAACUGGUACCCCAAGUGUCACGCCCACAACGGGAACACCUAGUGUGACCCCAUCAACAGGAACACCGAGUGUCACUCCAUCGACAUCAGUAACACCAAGCGUUACGCCUUCAACUACUGGCACGCCAAGUGUCACACCUUCAACAACAGGAACACCAAGUGUCACUCCCUCAACGGGUACACCAAGUGUAACACCUUCAACAACAGGAACACCAAGUGUCACUCCAACAACAGGAACACCAAGUGUCACUCCAUCAACAGGAACCCCAAGUGUCACUCCCUCAACGGGAACACCAAGCGUCACACCUUCUACGGGAACUCCAAGUGUUACUCCGUCAACUGGUACCCCAAGUGUCACGCCCACAACGGGAACACCUAGUGUGACCCCAUCAACAGGAACGCCGAGUGUCACGCCCCCAACUGGCACACCAAGUGUUACACCUUCAACAACAGGAACUCCAAGUGUCACUCCAUCGACUGGUACCCCAAGUGUAACACCUUCCACUACUGGAACUCCAAGUGUCACACCUUCAACGGGAACACCGAGUGUCACUCCAUCGACAUCAGUAACACCAAGCGUUACGCCUUCAACUACUGGCACGCCAAGUGUCACACCUUCAACAACAGGAACACCAAGUGUCACUCCCUCAACGGGUACACCGAGUGUCACGCCUUCUACAACAGGAACACCAAGUGUCACUCCUUCAACAGGAACCCCAAGUGUCACACCCUCAACGGGAACACCAAGCGUCACACCUUCUACGGGAACUCCAAGUGUUACUCCGUCAACUGGUACCCCAAGUGUCACGCCCACAACGGGAACACCUAGUGUGACCCCAUCAACAGGAACACCGAGUGUAACUCCAUCGACAUCAGUAACACCAAGCGUUACGCCUUCAACUACUGGCACGCCAAGUGUCACACCUUCAACAACAGGAACACCAAGUGUCACUCCCUCAACGGGUACACCAAGUGUAACACCUUCAACAACAGGAACACCAAGUGUCACUCCAACAACAGGAACACCAAGUGUCACUCCUUCAACAGGAACCCCAAGUGUCACACCCUCAACGGGAACACCAAGCGUCACACCUUCUACGGGAACUCCAAGUGUUACUCCGUCAACUGGUACCCCAAGUGUCACGCCCACAACGGGAACACCUAGUGUGACCCCAUCAACAGGAACACCGAGUGUCACUCCAUCGACAUCAGUAACACCAAGCGUUACGCCUUCAACUACUGGCACGCCAAGUGUCACACCUUCAACAACAGGAACACCAAGUGUCACUCCCUCAACGGGUACACCGAGUGUCACGCCUUCUACAACAGGAACACCAAGUGUCACUCCAUCAACAGGAACCCCAAGUGUCACACCCUCAACGGGAACACCAAGCGUCACACCUCCUACAGGAACUCCAAGUGUUACUCCGUCAACUGGUACCCCAAGUGUCACGCCCACAACGGGAACACCUAGUGUGACCCCAUCAACAGGAACGCCGAGUGUCACGCCCUCAACUGGCACACCAAGUGUUACACCUUCAACAACAGGAACUCCAAGUGUCACUCCAUCGACUGGUACCCCAAGUGUAACACCUUCCACUACUGGAACUCCAAGUGUCACACCUUCAACGGGAACACCGAGUGUCACUCCAUCGACAUCAGUAACACCAAGCGUUACGCCUUCAACUACUGGCACGCCAAGUGUCACACCUUCAACAACAGGAACACCAAGUGUCACUCCCUCAACGGGUACACCGAGUGUCACGCCUUCUACAACAGGAACACCAAGUGUCACUCCAACAACAGGAACCCCAAGUGUCACACCCUCAACGGGAACACCAAGCGUCACACCUUCUACGGGAACUCCAAGUGUUACUCCGUCAACUGGUACCCCAAGUGUCACGCCCACAACGGGAACACCUAGUGUGACCCCAUCAACAGGAACACCGAGUGUCACUCCAUCGACAUCAGUAACACCAAGCGUUACGCCUUCAACUACUGGCACGCCAAGUGUCACACCUUCAACAACAGGAACACCAAGUGUCACUCCCUCAACGGGUACACCAAGUGUAACACCUUCAACAACAGGAACACCAAGUGUCACUCCAACAACAGGAACACCAAGUGUCACUCCAUCAACAGGAACCCCAAGUGUCACACCCUCAACGGGAACACCAAGCGUCACACCUUCUACGGGAACUCCAAGUGUUACUCCGUCAACUGGUACCCCAAGUGUUACGCCCACAACGGGAACACCUAGUGUGACCCCAUCAACAGGAACACCGAGUGUCACUCCAUCGACAUCAGUAACACCAAGCGUUACGCCUUCAACUACUGGCACGCCAAGUGUCACACCUUCAACAACAGGAACACCAAGUGUCACUCCCUCAACGGGUACACCAAGUGUAACACCUUCAACAACAGGAACACCAAGUGUCACUCCCUCAACGGGUACACCGAGUGUCACACCUUCAACAACAGGAACACCAAGUGUCACUCCUUCAACAGGAACCCCAAGUGUCACACCCUCAACGGGAACACCAAGCGUCACACCUUCUACGGGAACUCCAAGUGUUACUCCUUCUACUGGACAAACAACGACAACAGCACCAACUAUUUCACAACCUACGCCUACACAAGGACAAACCCCAUCAACAUCACCCACUCCAAGUGGGACAACAGCUACUGCACCCUCCACUCCAGCUACUGCUGUCACAACCCCGAAAAUUACGACGCCGUCCACUGGAACAACAACAAAAUCUAUCACAACGCCAAUACUUCAAACAACUACAUCAGGGACACCAAGCGUCACACCUUCCACAGGAACACCAAGUGUAACGCCAUCUACAGGAACACCAAGUAUCACUUCUUCUACAGGAACACCAAGUGUCACUCCCUCAACAGGAACGCCAAGUGCCACCCCAUCAAUCAGCACACCUAGUGUCACACCUUCAACAGGAACACCGAGUGUCACUCCAUCGACAUCAGCAACACCAAGCGUUACGCCUUCAACUACUGGCACGCCAAGUGUCACACCUUCAACAACAGGAACUCCAAGUGUCACUCCAUCGACUGGUACCCCAAGUGUAACACCUUCCACUACUGGAACUCCAAGUGUCACACCUUCAACGGGAACACCGAGUGUCACUCCAUCGACAUCAGCAACACCAAGCGUUACGCCUUCAACUACUGGCACGCCAAGUGUCACACCUUCAACAGGAACACCAAGUGUCACUCCCUCAACGGGUACACCGAGUGUCACACCUUCAACAACAGGAACACCAAGUGUCACUCCUUCAACAGGAACACCAAGUGUCACACCCUCAACGGGAACACCAAGCGUCACACCUUCUACGGGAACUCCAAGUGUUACUCCGUCAACUGGUACCCCAAGUGUCACGCCCACAACGGGAACACCUAGUUUGACCCCAUCAACAGGAACGCCGAGUGUCACGCCCUCAACUGGCACACCAAGUGUUACACCUUCAACAACAGGAACUCCAAGUGUCACUCCAUCGACUGGUACCCCAAGUGUAACACCUUCCACUACUGGAACUCCAAGUGUCACACCUUCAACGGGAACACCGAGUGUCACUCCAUCGACAUCAGCAACACCAAGCGUUACGCCUUCAACUACUGGCACGCCAAGUGUCACACCUUCAACUUCAACAGGAACACCAAGUGUCACUCCCUCAACGGGUACACCGAGUGUCACACCUUCAACAACAGGAACACCAAGUGUCACUCCUUCAACAGGAACACCAAGUGUCACACCCUCAACGGGAACACCAAGCGUCACACCUUCUUCGGGAACUCCAAGUGUCACUCCGUCAACUGGUACCCCAAGUGUCACGCCCACAACGGGAACACCUAGUGUGACCCCAUCAACAGGAACGCCGAGUGUCACGCCCUCAACUGGCACACCAAGUGUUACACCUUCAACAACAGGAACUCCAAGUGUCACUCCAUCGACUGGUACCCCAAGUGUAACACCUUCCACUACUGGAACUCCAAGUGUCACACCUUCAACGGGAACACCGAGUGUCACUCCAUCGACAUCAGCAACACCAAGCGUUACGCCUUCAACUACUGGCACGCCAAGUGUCACACCUUCAACAGGAACACCAAGUGUCACUCCCUCAACGGGUACACCGAGUGUCACACCUUCAACAACAGGAACACCAAGUGUCACUCCUUCAACAGGAACACCAAGUGUCACACCCUCAACGGGAACACCAAGCGUCACACCUUCUACGGGAACUCCAAGUGUUACUCCGUCAACUGGUACCCCAAGUGUCACGCCCACAACGGGAACACCUAGUUUGACCCCAUCAACAGGAACGCCGAGUGUCACGCCCUCAACUGGCACACCAAGUGUUACACCUUCAACAACAGGAACUCCAAGUGUCACUCCAUCGACUGGUACCCCAAGUGUAACACCUUCCACUACUGGAACUCCAAGUGUCACACCUUCAACGGGAACACCGAGUGUCACUCCAUCGACAUCAGCAACACCAAGCGUUACGCCUUCAACUACUGGCACGCCAAGUGUCACACCUUCAACAGGAACACCAAGUGUCACUCCCUCAACGGGUACACCGAGUGUCACACCUUCAACAACAGGAACACCAAGUGUCACUCCUUCAACAGGAACACCAAGUGUCACACCCUCAACGGGAACACCAAGCGUCACACCUUCUACGGGAACUCCAAGUGUUACUCCGUCAACUGGUACCCCAAGUGUCACGCCCACAACGGGAACACCUAGUUUGACCCCAUCAACAGGAACGCCGAGUGUCACGCCCUCAACUGGCACACCAAGUGUUACACCUUCAACAACAGGAACUCCAAGUGUCACUCCAUCGACUGGUACCCCAAGUGUAACACCUUCCACUACUGGAACUCCAAGUGUCACACCUUCAACGGGAACACCGAGUGUCACUCCAUCGACAUCAGCAACACCAAGCGUUACGCCUUCAACUACUGGCACGCCAAGUGUCACACCUUCAACAGGAACACCAAGUGUCACUCCCUCAACGGGUACACCGAGUGUCACACCUUUAACAACAGGAACACCAAGUGUCACUCCUUCAACAGGAACACCAAGUGUCACACCCUCAACGGGAACACCAAGCGUCACACCUUCUACGGGAACUCCAAGUGUUACUCCGUCAACUGGUAACCCAAGUGUCACGCCCACAACGGGAACACCUAGUGUGACCCCAUCAACAGGAACGCCGAGUGUCACGCCCUCAACUGGCACACCAAGUUUUACACCUUCAGCAACAGGAACUCCAAGUGUCACUCCAUCGACUGGUACCCCAAGUGUAACACCUUCCACUACUGGAACUCCAAGUGUCACACCUUCAACGGGAACACCGAGUGUCACUCCAUCGACAUCAGCAACACCAAGCGUUACGCCUUCAACUACUGGCACGCCAAGUGUCACACCUUCAACAGGAACACCAAGUGUCACUCCCUCAACGGGUACACCGAGUGUCACACCUUCAACAACAGGAACACCAAGUGUCACUCCUUCAACAGGAACACCAAGUGUCACACCCUCAACGGGAACACCAAGCGUCACACCUUCUACGGGAACUCCAAGUGUUACUCCGUCAACUGGUACCCCAAGUGUCACGCCCACAACGGGAACACCUAGUUUGACCCCAUCAACAGGAACGCCGAGUGUCACGCCCUCAACUGGCACACCAAGUGUUACACCUUCAACAACAGGAACUCCAAGUGUCACUCCAUCGACUGGUACCCCAAGUGUAACACCUUCCACUACUGGAACUCCAAGUGUCACACCUUCAACGGGAACACCGAGUGUCACUCCAUCGACAUCAGCAACACCAAGCGUUACGCCUUCAACUACUGGCACGCCAAGUGUCACACCUUCAACAGGAACACCAAGUGUCACUCCCUCAACGGGAACACCGAGUGUCACACCUUCAACAACAGGAACACCAAGUGUCACUCCUUCAACAGGAACACCAAGCAUCACAACUUCUACGGGAACUCCAAGUGUUACUCCGUCAACUGGUACCCCAAGUGUCACGCCCACAACGGGAACACCUAGUGUGACCCCAUCAACAGGAACGCCGAGUGUCACGCCCUCAACUGGCACACCAAGUGUUACACCUUCAGCAACAGGAACUCCAAGUGUCACUCCAUCGACUGGUACCCCAAGUGUAACACCUUCCACUACUGGAACUCCAAGUGUCACACCUUCAACGGGAACACCGAGUGUCACUCCAUCGACAUCAGCAACACCAAGCGUUACGCCUUCAACUACUGGCACGCCAAGUGUCACACCUUCAACAGGAACACCAAGUGUCACUCCCUCAACGGGUACACCGAGUGUCACACCUUCAACAACAGGAACACCAAGUGUCACUCCUUCAACAGGAACACCAAGUGUCACACCCUCAACGGGAACACCAAGCGUCACAACUUCUACGGGAACUCCAAGUGUUACUCCGUCAACUGGUACCCCAAGUGUCACGCCCACAACGGGAACACCUAGUGUGACCCCAUCAACAGGAACGCCGAGUGUCACGCCCUCAACUGGCACACCAAGUGUUACACCUUCAACAACAGGAACUCCAAGUGUCACUCCAUCGACUGGUACCCCAAGUGUAACACCUUCCACUACUGGAACUCCAAGUGUCACACCUUCAACGGGAACACCGAGUGUCACUCCAUCGACAUCAGCAACACCAAGCGUUACGCCUUCAACUACUGGCACGCCAAGUGUCACACCUUCAACAGGAACACCAAGUGUCACUCCCUCAACGGGUACACCGAGUGUCACACCUUCAACAACAGGAACACCAAGUGUCACUCCUUCAACAGGAACACCAAGUGUCACACCCUCAACGGGAACACCAAGCGUCACACCUUCUACGGGAACUCCAAGUGUUACUCCGUCAACUGGUACCCCAAGUGUCACGCCCACAACGGGAACACCUAGUUUGACCCCAUCAACAGGAACGCCGAGUGUCACGCCCUCAACUGGCACAUCAAGUGUUACACCUUCAACAACAGGAACUCCAAGUGUCACUCCAUCGACUGGUACCCCAAGUGUAACACCUUCCACUACUGGAACUCCAAGUGUCACACCUUCAACGGGAACACCGAGUGUCACUCCAUCGACAUCAGCAACACCAAGCGUUACGCCUUCAACUACUGGCACGCCAAGUGUCACACCUUCAACAGGAACACCAAGUGUCACACCCUCAACGGGAACACCAAGCGUCACACCUUCUACGGGAACUCCAAGUGUUACUCCUUCUACUGGACAAACAACGACAACAGCACCAACUAUUUCACAACCUACGCCUACACAAGGACAAACCCCAUCAACAUCACCCACUCCAAGUGGGACAACAGCUACUGCACCCUCCACUCCAGCUACCGCUGUCACAACCCCGAAAAUUACGACGCCGUCCACUGGAACAACAACAAAAUCUAUCACAACGCCAAUACUUCAAACAACUACAUCAGGGACACCAAGCGUCACACCUUCCACAGGAACACCAAGUGUAACGCCAUCUACAGGAACACCAAGUGUCACUCCUUCUACAGGAACACCAAGUGUCACUCCCUCAACAGGAACGCCAAGUGUCACCCCAUCAAUCAGCACACCUAGUGUCACACCUUCAACAGGAACGCCUAGUAUAUCAUCGACAAGUUCUACAACCUCUACGACAAUUUGUAGCUACGUGGACAUUGGGUCAGAUAGAGCCAUGGAUAUUAUUCUUACAUCUCCAAGCGAAGACUCUGACUUCCCUGUUGGAAAUAUACUAAAAUCAAAUAAUGUAUACAAACCUACAAAAGAACAAACAUACGACGAGAACAUUGUUGUAAAGAUCGUUUCACUGGAUACUCCAACGAUUUUGAGGGUUACCUUCACAGUAAAUAAAGUAGAUACAGUCGGUCUGCAGUAUUUGUCUGAUUUCAAGCAAAAAGUGAUAACCCAGAAUAACCAAACGGUGGAAUAUGUCUUAGAACCGGGUGUAUCAACAGAUACCUUCACAAUCAAUAUUAAGAGCAACUCUCCUGAGCAACCCCAAGUAUCAAAUCUAAUCGUGCGGGCUUGUUACAAACCUGUACCAAGUCAAACUACGACAACCACUCCUAUAUCUACGACUACAGCUGAAGCGACAUCAACAGCGCCUUUAUGCGAUUUUUGGUGCAAUGAUCGUAAGACCUGUAUAGCAGGCUAUCAACGCUGUGACGGCAUCAAAAAUUGUGAAGACGGAGAGGACGAGGAAGGCUGUUUUGGAACCACAACACCUUCGUUAACUACAACGCAUCAAUGCCCACCGUCUACAUUCCCUUGUUCUAGCGACCCUACAUGUUAUCUGAGCAGUCAAAUAUGCGAUGGACGUUGUGACUGCCAAACGCAUUGCGAUGAUGAAAAAGACUGCAAACAAACUACCACACUCCCUCCAACGACGAUACAGACAACAACAGCUCCAACAUCAACAAAAUACUGCGCUGAACCACUGAGAAAGGACGGCAUAAUUCCAGAUGGGCUUAUAACUUUCACAUCUGGGAGUGUAUCGUCUACAAACGCCAUGUUAAAUGGAGUCCCCUGGAUCCCUUCUUCAACUGACUUAACACCAUCUGUUACUGCUGUAUUUCCAACGGCAACUAAAGUCACUUACAUUGAAAUUGAGAGCCUUGAAACUCAGUCCUACAUAGUUUAUACUAAGCAGACGCCUCAAGGGUUGUGGGAACCAAUAAGGGAGGCUAACGGAGCAGAAAAACAAUACCCAGCCAGCCCUGUUCCUAAUCAAGUCGACACUCUCAAUCUACCAGAAAAUACUGUUACAUAUGGAAUUAAAGUUGAACUCCUCAUUUCAACGGGUGCUACACCGUCACUCAAAUUUGAAAUUUAUGGAUGUACAGAAGUGCCAACGCCAUCUUCAACAACAGGUAACAUAAUAGCACAAUCUCUACUUAAUACUGCAAGGGAAUCUUUUUAUCACUGUAAUUAA